Molecule: messenger RNA, 1026 nt
Organism: Colletotrichum graminicola M1.001
Lineage: Eukaryota; Fungi; Ascomycota; Sordariomycetes; Glomerellales; Glomerellaceae
Product: cytochrome P450 CYP2 subfamily
Exons: 1
Coding region: 1-1026 (341 amino acids)
Molecular function (GO): monooxygenase activity; heme binding; oxidoreductase activity, acting on paired donors, with incorporation or reduction of molecular oxygen
Source: RefSeq, a predicted model, not a curated record
AUGCGUAGCCAAAUGAUAUUGAGGGAAACGUCCCGCCCAGGCGCAUUCAUCGUAGAUACAUUUCCACCGUUGGCGUCAUUGCCACAGUGGCUUCGCCCGGGCCAGAGCCGCGCGAAGGCGGCAGCGAAAGAGGUUCUGGAUAUCAAGAUGCGGCUGUGGCAAAGAAUCGCGGACCAGGUAGCGUCAGGGAAGGCGCCGCACUGCCUCGCCCGCACAAUAUUCGAAGAAAAGCAACACUGGUACUUGCAGGGGCUUACGGACGAAGACUUGGCCUGGGUUGCGGGUGGACUCAUUGAGGCCGGCUUCGAAACCACAGCGGCCACGCUCAAUACUCUCGUGAUGAUGCUUGCAACCAACCCACGGGUCCAGCGCGAAGCGCAAAAAGAGCUCAUGCGUUUUGUUGGCCCUGAUCGGCUGCCAUGUUUCGCAGAUUUACAAAAACUACCUUACGUGCGUGCCUGCGUCAAGGAGGCGCUUCGCAUGAAUCCGAUACUAGCUCCAGGGAUCAUGCACUUCGCCGACCAGGAUGUGGUUUACAAAGAUCACAUUAUUCCAAAAGGGACGGUUCUUGUUGCCAAUACAGCCUUUUUGCACUUUGACCCAGGCCGUUUCGACAAACCAUUCGAGUUCAUGCCCGAGAGGUACUUGAGUCACACGUUAUACAGCUCCGAGUACGCGGCCAUGGGUGAUCCAUACAAGCGCGACCACUUCACCUUUAGCACAGGUCGGCGCACAUGUCCUGGGGCGCGAAUUGCUGAGAACUCACUCGGCAUCGCCCUGGCUGGCUUAUUGUGGGCGUUUGAGAUUCGGUUGCCGCUAGUAAAUCAAGUUGAGGUUCAGAUAGACACAAGCAAUCACGCUUUUACAGAUGGCGGAUUUGCUAUUCCUAAGCCAUUUGCUGCCAGAUUUGUACCUUGGACAAAAGAGAGGGAGCAGCUAGUCAGGGACGAGUGGUACAGGGCAUCAAAAGAAGGGUACAGUCUAAGAGGUGCCCAUACAAAUGUUACAGGAAUAGUUGUUUCGUAG